AUGGCGGCCGAAGCAGGGGACACAAGCUAUUCCGAGUUGCAAAAGUUCAAGAAGUCCAGUGAGCCGGGCUCUGUUCUGGAGUGUUGGAAGGGAUUGGCUGCAGAUCUUGCGCCACGCUUGCAGGAAAUCGCUCAGUUCGUGAUUGCCCCUGAUCUGGCAGCAGUCGAAUCAGCUCAAGCACAGCUACGCAACGAGUUGCUUCAAUCCAAUCGUGACGUGGUUGCUUUGGGAGAUGAAGAAAACGGCAACGACCAGGCCGACCAGGGUGAGGAGUGUGACGACCAGGAAGAGGACGAGGGCGAGCCGGCUGCGGAGUGUGACAAGAAGAAGCGCCCGAGAAGCAAUGGAGCUGGCCCGCUGUGGAGUGCCAUGCAACACUUUAUCAAGACCGAUUCCUUGUGA
Molecule: messenger RNA, 402 nt
Organism: Symbiodinium sp. CCMP2592
Lineage: Eukaryota; Dinophyceae; Suessiales; Symbiodiniaceae
Source: the annotation of a GenBank genome assembly